This is a messenger RNA of Thermothielavioides terrestris NRRL 8126, 1929 nucleotides long. Its product is annotated as carbohydrate-binding module family 50 protein. Bases 1 to 1929 code for a protein of 642 amino acids. Lineage: Eukaryota; Fungi; Ascomycota; Sordariomycetes; Sordariales; Chaetomiaceae. The record is from RefSeq and is a predicted model, not a curated record. The transcript is spliced from 6 exons.
AUGGCAGCGCUGGGAUCGCUCCUGGUGCUGCCGCAGUGCGCGCUGGCCCAAGAGAGCUCUCCAGCCGGAACCACCCUCCCGGAUACAGUCUGGAACUGUAGCGGGUGGCAUACCGUGGCCAAGGGGGACAGCUGCUCAUCCAUCGAGAAGAAGUACAACAUCACGGCCAAGCAGUUUCUGGCAUGGAACCCGUCCGUGUCCUCGGACUGCACUACCAACUUCCGGGUCGACUCCUCUUACUGCGUGCGCGUUGGGGCUCCCGGACCGACGCUGCCCGGAAUUGCCGCCAAUUGCGACAAGUGGCACAUCGUCGCGGCCAAAGAGACCUGUUUGGACCUAGAGAAGAAGUACAACAUCACGGCCGACCAGUUCUUCGCAUGGAACCCGGCGGUGUCGAGAGACUGCGGCACCAACUUCUGGGCGAAAUACGCGUAUUGUGUGGGCAUAGACAAAAACGUCCAUCCCAGCAGCUCUUCGAGCACUGCCCGUGUGACGAAAACAGGCAGUACCACGACUAAGAGCAGCCACCACAGCAGCACCACUACCCGAGUGACAACGACAACGCCGUAUUCAACUCGCAACCCCGUCACCUCCUACAAUCUGACAGCCCCUUACACGGCCACGGGUAUACCUCCCCAGCGCACACCGGCUGGCCAGCCGGGAAACUGCAACAGGUGGCACUGGGUGGCCAUGGGCGACACGUGUCAAUCCAUUGUGAACCUCUACGGAGCCCGACUUACCGAGGAGCAACUCCAUGAGUACAACCCGACGCUCGGCGAUGACUGCAGCGGUCUCUACUUCGGCUGGUACAUCUGCAUUGGCGUGCAACCCACGACGUCGGUGAGCAUCGGCUGGUCGACGAGCCCGACCAAUGCCUCGAUCCCAGCGCCGACGCCUUUUGUCCCGCCUCCUGCCACGGUGGUGCAGAACUUCACGGCCUCGCCCCUCGCGUCAGGCAUCCCAUCCAGCUGCCAGAACUUUUACGAGGCAGCGGACGGAGACACGUGCAACACGGUGCUGGGAAUUUACAACUACAUCACGAAGGACCAGUUCUUUGCCUGGAACCCGUCUCUGAAGGGUAACUGCAACGGCCUUUUGCGCGGCGUCUACUACUGCGUGGCCAACUAUGCGUCCACCAAGAGCCUCAUGCCGCCGACCGUGACGGCCAAACCGUCGCCGAUCGCCGCCGGAACGACCGGAAACUGCACCGCCUGGUAUCUCGCCGUGGGGAGCGACGACUGCUCGACCAUCGCCUUCGUCCUGAGCGACUGCAGCGGGAUCCAAGACUCGGUCUACUACUGCGUCGCGGUGCCGGGGACGCCGGCCACGCGCACCGCGCCGCUGCCGACCACGCCGACCGGCACGCUGCCCACACAGACCGGCGUGGCCGCCAACUGCACGCGGUACUGGCUCGUGUCGCGCGACGACUCGUGCGACUCGAUCGCGUCGGCCGCGGGCAUCGCCAAGGCCAGCCUCGUCGCCUGGAACCCGGCCCUGGGCGCCGACUGCAAGGGGCUCACGCCCGACUACUACGUGUGCGUGUCCACGGCGCCGAUCACGGACGCGCCCACCUCGACUGUCACGCUGCCCGGCGACGGGCGCCUCCCGACCACGACGACGACGAAGUCGGACACUGCAUCGGCGACGACGACUGGCCAGCCCGGCUCGACGCCGUCGCCGACCAUGCCCGGCAUGGUGGCCGGCUGCGUGCGGUUCUACUACCGCGGCCCGGACGCCAAGGAUCUGUACUGCUAUGACAUUGCCGCGGCGGCGGGUAUCUCGCUGGACGACUUCAUCAAGUGGAAUCCGGGCGUCGGCAGCGACUGCUCGAGUCUGUGGGCCGACACGUGGUACUGCAUCGGCGUGACGGGGCCGCGGACCACCAUCUCUACCGGGAAGCCCGUGCCGGUGGCGACGGCGUCGGCGUAG